This is a messenger RNA of Penicillium waksmanii, 1344 nucleotides long. RefSeq names its product proline iminopeptidase. Gene Ontology annotation, biological process: proteolysis. The transcript has 9 exons. Gene Ontology annotation, molecular function: peptidase activity. The record is from RefSeq and is a predicted model, not a curated record. Bases 1 to 1344 code for a protein of 447 amino acids. Lineage: Eukaryota; Fungi; Ascomycota; Eurotiomycetes; Eurotiales; Aspergillaceae.
AUGGCAGCCAAGCUGAUUGAGAGACAGUUCCAUAACGUGUCCGGGAAGCUGCGCGUCGCCGAGCUAUUCUUCGAUGUCCCUGUCGACUACAGCAAGCCAAAUGGGACCACCCUGAGGCUGUUUGCACGAAGCGUGGCUCGCUUCAACAAACCAGUUGAACCCACCAAGGAUGAGGGCAAGCUACCCUGGCUAGUCUAUCUUCAAGGUGGCCCCGGCUUUGGAUGUGGUGCCCCGCAGAACUACGGUUGGGUUGAACCCGCUCUGAGCAAAGGAUACCAAGUUCUUUUUCUUGACCAGCGAGGUACUGGCCUUAGCUCGACUAUCACAGCCGGAACCCUUGCCCGCCAGGGAGACGCCAUCAAGCAGGCCGAGUAUCUCAAGCACUUCCGAGCCGAUAACAUCGUUCGUGAUUGUGAAGCGAUCCGUCAGUGUUUGACCGAUGACUAUCCUGAGGAUCAGCGCAAAUGGAGCAUCAUUGGCCAAAGCUUCGGUGGUUUCUGCGCUGCCACUUACUUGUCCAAGUUCCCGGGGAGUCUGAGAGAAGCUUUUCUUACUGGCGGAUUGCCACCUCUUGUGAGCGAGCCAGACCCAGUCUACUCGCGUACUUACGAAAAGGUUGCGGAAAGAAACCAAGCCUAUUACGCUAAAUUCCCCGAAGAUGUUCAGAAAGUCAAGAAGAUCAUGCAGUACUUGACGACAAACAAAGUUCCGUUGCCAAGCGGAUGGUUGACUCCAGCUCGGUUCCAACAGCUUGGUAUUAUGUUCGGUUUUCAUGGUGGUCUCGAUUCUUUACAUGAAAUUGUCCUUCGAGCCUGGAAUGACUUGGAGAUGUUCGGGUCUCUCACUGUUCCUACCCUCGCCAUAAUUGAUGGGAACGGCGGGAUGGACAAGAACAUUAUUUAUGCCGUUUUGCACGAGUCAAUCUACUGCCAAGGAAAACCAUCACGCUGGGCGGCGGACAGACGCCGCACAGCAAGUCCACAGUUCCAGAUUUCUGACUCACAACCCGAGAUCUAUUUCACCGGAGAGAUGGUUUUCAAGGACAUGUUUGAAUCAUACACAGAACUAAAGCAAGUCCAAGAGGUUGCCGAUAUUCUCGCUACCACAAGUGAUUGGCCUGCCCUGUAUGAUGAGGCACAGCUAGCCAAGAACGAGGUGCCCGUUUACGCGGCCACGUACAUCGAUGAUAUGUAUGUGCACUUUGAUCUGGCUUCCAAUACUGCCGCCAAGAUCAAGGGCACUAAGCAGUUUAUUACCAACACUAUGUACCAUGACGCACUGCGCAGCAAGUCGGGCGAGAUCAUGCGCCAGCUUUUCAACCUUCGGGAUGACUCCAUCGACUAG